AUGGUGUCGACGUGCACUCCGGUCACGGAGGAAGGCAGGCACGUGUUUGAGAUCGUCGGCUACAGCAAGCACAGGGGAAUGGGCCACGACGCCUUCAUUAGGUCCGGCACUUUCUCCGUCGGUGGCCACCACUGGGUCAUUCGCUUCCACCCUGAUGGGUACCUCUCCAGCUCCGCCAAGGUAGGCAACGGGGCUACUGCAGAUUUCAUCUCAGUGUACCUUCAGCUCUUGAGCAAGGACGCCAAGGUGCGGGCGUCCUGCGACCUGAGCCUGGUCGUCCAGAACACCGGUUUGUCGACUUCGGUGCACAAGACAGGGCCCAGGAUAUUCCACCAAGGUCAAAUCAGUGCGUUUGCCCCGCAGACAAACGUGUUCAUGAAGACGAGCGAGCUCGAGGCGUCAGGGUACCUUCAGAACGAUCACCUCACGAUCAAAUGUGUUGUUACUGUCAUGAUGGAACCACAGGUAGCUACGACAGAAUUCCUGAACAAAAUCGACCUCCCGCCACCCAGCAUCAUAGAGAACCUAGGCAGCUUGUUGGAAACAGAGGAGGGUGCAGAUGUCAGAUUCAGUGUUGGAGGUGAGACCAUUGCAGCACACAGACUUGUGCUUGCUAUGCGGUCACCGGUUUUCAAAGCAGAGCUCUAUGGGACGAUGAUGGAGGGGAGGUCACAGCUUGUUACCAUCGAAGACAUGCAGCCUGCCGUGUUUAGAGCCCUGCUGCAUUUUAUCUAUACUGAUUCUUUGCCUGACAUGGUUGAUCACGAGGGAGAUGCUGUCAUUGAAAUGAUCCGCCAUUUAAUCGUAGCUGCAGACAGGUAUGCUGUGGAUGGGCUCAAGUUGAUAUGUCAAAGCAUCCUUUGUGAGAAACUUAAUGUGAUGACCGUGGGAACAACAUUGGCUUUGGCUUAUCAACAUAACUGUGACAGGCUUAAGGAUGCUUGCCAUGAGUUUCUCACAGCUUCAAAUGUGAUGGAUAUAGUGAUAGCAACUCCAGGUUAUAAGAAUCUCAAGACAACUUGCCCUUCUGCGCUAGCAGAUGCAUUUGAGAAGGCGAUGAAACGGCGUAAAACAUAA
Messenger RNA from Miscanthus lutarioriparius, 1077 nucleotides. NCBI's taxonomy places the organism in Eukaryota, Viridiplantae, Streptophyta, Magnoliopsida, Poales, Poaceae. The record is from the annotation of a GenBank genome assembly.